Molecule: messenger RNA, 558 nt
Organism: Paramecium primaurelia
Lineage: Eukaryota; Ciliophora; Oligohymenophorea; Peniculida; Parameciidae
Source: the annotation of a GenBank genome assembly
AUGAAUAAAAUCAUAGCAAUCUUGUUUGUUCUAUGUAUUGCAAAUGCAAGAUAAUACACAUUAUACAAAUAAUGUGAUUCUGCUUGGGCUAAUGAUUAAUUAGGAACAAGUGCAAAUACAAUAUGCAGAGCAGGAUGUUUAAUUUCAUCUAUAGCCAUGAUGUUACAUACUUAUGGUGUAGUAACAGAUGGUACAACAACUCCAAAAACAAUGAAUACAUGGUUAAGAAAGAACGGAGGGUAUGCUUCUGGUGAUCUUUUUGUCUGGGCCUCAAUUAAUCCUCUUGGUUUUGUUUUUCAAGGGUGGAUCACAACUACUUAAGCAAAAUGUAAGAAUUAUAAUUAUUUUUUAGAUAAAUUUGAUGCUGGAUUACAUGUUAUUUUGAAUGUUAAUAAUGGUGGUCACUAUGUGUUGAUGACAUCAUAUUCAGGCGACACUUUCAAUGUUAAUGAUCCUGGAUAUUCCAGAUCAACAUAUUCAGCUAAUGAAGUUAAAGAGGCUGCUUAUUAUGUCCAUAGUAAAAUCACCUAUUUUAAGAAUCAUGUCUUAAAUAUUUGA